Fundulus heteroclitus (mummichog) is the source of this 2558-nucleotide messenger RNA. It is a transcript of the gene lrtm1, whose product is annotated as leucine-rich repeat and transmembrane domain-containing protein 1. Gene Ontology annotation, molecular function: protein binding. Lineage: Eukaryota; Metazoa; Chordata; Actinopteri; Cyprinodontiformes; Fundulidae. The record is from RefSeq and is a predicted model, not a curated record. The transcript has 4 exons. The coding region runs from base 338 to 1456 and encodes 372 amino acids.
GGAGAGAGAGUGACAGAGAGAGAGUGGAAGAGCUCUGUACUCGAGUGAUUCCCAGACUGGCUGGCUGUGAGCUCGCGCUCUGAUCUGCCUGCUCUGAUGGGGUUUCAUGCCCUCGCAGGCACUGCUGGGGAACCUAAGGGCACCACUGGUUUCUGCUGCUUUUAUUUUUUGCCUCUGAUUCCCACUUAUUGACCAGACUAAUCGAAUGAAAGCUGGGACCAGACAAUCUCAACCUCAAUGACGACAAAUGGAUCCUACACCAGUGACGCUCACUGCAAUACCAAAAGGGUGCUAAAAGAACCCUGAACGCAGCGUGGGCCAAAGACAACUGGCAGAAAUGAGAGUGGUUUUGGUGUUUGCCCUCCUCUCCUCCCUGUCUUUCUCACAUGCCUGUCCAAGGGAGUGCAGCUGCAACAGCAACACCAAAGUGGUGGACUGUCGGGGACGGGGCCUCUAUGACAUCCCUCGGCGACUUUAUCCAGAUACACAGGAACUGUAUCUUCAAGAUAACCGGAUCAGGGGGCUGGGAUCAGUGGCUUUCAGGGAAAUACCUCUCGUUCGCAUUCUUGAUCUGUCUAAUAACUCUAUAACAGCUAUUUCACCAACUGCCCUGCUUGGUCUAAGGACUCUCCAGCGCCUCAGCCUUGCAUACAACAGCAUCAGAGAGAUUGACAAACGGGUGCUCGGACCUAUACGAUCACUGUCCCACCUUGACCUCUCACACAACAGCCUGUGGGGUGUGCCAGGAGCCAUGGGGGACAGUCUGAAGAACCUCAGCUACCUUGGGUUAGCAAACAACAGGCUAACAAGACUGGAUCGCUCACUGUUGGACGCCAUGACCCACCUGGACAGCCUCACACUUCGAGGCAACCCUUGGAGGUGUGAUUGCCAGCUUAUUGGCCUCAAACUCUGGCUGGAGACCUACCUCUUUAAAGGUGGAGUUUUGGAUGAAGUUCUCUGCACUCAACCAGAAGAAAUGAAGGAUAAAGAAUUGCAAAAAAUCCCAUAUCAGCUAUUUCAUUCCUGUAUGACUACAAGCUAUCAUUACCUUUUCGCCAAUAUACACCAUCUUGAGUCUGAGAAGCUACUGAGAGGCCACACCCAUGGCAACCAUGCCCAUCCCUCCAGCCACUCUCUCCAUGUCCCUAUGGCGAUAGGUGAGGGUUUUGGCGGAGGAGGAGGAGGAGGGGGAGGGGGUAUGGCAGAGUGUGAAACUAAACAGAAGCACCGCCCUGUCAACCUGCGCCAUGCCAUAGCCACGGUUAUCAUCACAGGUGUAGUGUGCGGGAUUGUGUGUCUGAUGAUGCUGGCUGCAGCAGUGUAUGGAUGUGCCUAUGCUGCAAUCAUGGCCAAAUAUCAGCGCGAGUUAAAGAAGAACGAGGAGCUGGCUGCAGCACAGGCCGCAGAUCAUGCCACAGCAGAUGAAAAGGAGCCACUGGAGAAUGCUAUUGCCUAAGAGUGGGUAAUAUUCUCCCGGGACUCUAAGCCUCUUCCCUUUAACCUAAUUAUCUCUAGAUGCCAUGUUUGGGUUUGUACAUGUGUGUAAAGAGUAAGAUUUUUUAUUUUUGCAUAAGUUUACCUAAUAUUUAAGACUUGGGUAGCUGGAAUUCACAGGUAUUUGACUAUGCACUAUUAAGAAGAGUAUCUUCCACUUUCAGCAAACAAAGCUGAAUUCAAGCGUGAAUUCAAAACUAUACAUUUAGUUUUGUCUGAAAAAAAGCAUAUCAAGAACAGGAAAAAUCUAAUAUAUAUUUAUAAGUGUGUACUUGUAGGUAUUCGUAAUGUAAAGGUUUGGUAUUUCUAAAAUGAACUAUCAAUUUUAUUUCAUUUUUUUUGUUAUUGCUCAUCAUUUUGAAUCUGUUUUUGACUCAUUGUAAUUCAUAUUAGGCAGCUGUUGUCAGUCAUGUCCUCAAUUAUUUGUACAAGUGACGUGCAUUUGAAAAAAAGAAAAAUAAGCCUGUGACUUUAACUUGUGCUUGGAAGGGUAUGUGUGCUUGUACGUGUGUGUUUAGAGAAAGAGAAUUUUAAGCGCCUGUGCCUAGCAAUGCUAAAAAGGUUUGUGAAGGAAAUAUAUUCUUGAGAGGAUAUUUUCUGGAAACUGAAGGGAAAAAUGGGAAAUUCAUUUAAGCAAUAAUGAAACAAACAAAACUGAAAAUAACCUGGACUCAGCCUUUUUGUGUGUCUUUUAUGAGUUCACAGAUCUAAAAAAACUGCUGCACAAGUCACGUUUACACACGCAAGUACAGUUUUUCAGAUCCAACUUGCUUGUGACAUAAUAUUAAUUAUAUUAUGGUAAAAAAUGUCUUACAGUAUGUAUCAUAUAUAUAUAAUAAAGGAAAACGUUGUUCCUGAUCAGUGUAUGAAUACUGGCAAUCAAUUCCCAAAGGUCUGUGUCCUCAAGAAUGAAAAGGAAAUAUCAUGGAAAGGAAAUUUGUGCAAAAAAAUUCAAAGAAACUUCCAGCUAUUAUUCGGUAUAGGCUGGUUUGUUCCCAUGGUACGAUAACCUUAAGUUCACGGUAUUUAGAUAAAAAUGUUAAUAAAAGCUUCAAUAAAAAUAA